Tricharina praecox is the source of this 1065-nucleotide messenger RNA. RefSeq lists its product as uncharacterized. Bases 1 to 1065 code for a protein of 354 amino acids. The record is from RefSeq and is a predicted model, not a curated record. Lineage: Eukaryota; Fungi; Ascomycota; Pezizomycetes; Pezizales; Pyronemataceae. The transcript has 4 exons.
AUGGCGGUGGUAGUGGUAGUGGUGGUGGAGACCAAAGCACUAAUCAUCGCUGUCGUCUUCGUCUCGCUGGUAGUGGUGCUAUUCAUCGGCUACAUGAUUCUGCGGCACUGCCGCAAACGCCAACGCGAGCCACCGCGGUUCCUCCCCGAGACGCUGCGCAAACGCUGGCGAGAAUGGAACCCGGGGACGUACACCUCGCCGGGGCCCACGCCGCGGCAUCCGUCGACGCGGAACUCCGCACGGAAUCGCCACCUGCGCAAUAACGCGGGCGGGAUGGGCGCAGGCGUCGAUAGGAAUACAAGUGUGAGAUCGGUCAUGACGCUGCCGGAGUACCGCCCGAUUGCGGCGGCGGAUAGGGAGAGGACCAUUGCGCGCGAGGGAGAGCGCGGUGGCAUCGAUGUCGUGAUUGAGUUCCCCGAAACGAUCGAUGAGGAGGAGAACAGGCGCGAGGAGCACAUGCAGACGCUGUACGAGAUCCGGCUUGCGCGGCAGCUGGAGCGGGCAGCGGCCAGGGAGAGCGGGGAGCUUUCGGCUGCCGCGGCGAUGGGGCGGCCGGGGAGCUCGGGUAGUAGCGUGCGGCUCGUGACACCGGAUCCGCCCGUUUCCGCGGCGCAAUUGAUGACCGCGCUGGCGAGCAUCACCGAGCGCGAGCGACGCCUCUCAAAGGUCCAGUAUGCCGAGAUCGGAGUGGCACGGCACGACGGCACGAGGGUGAGACCGAGUAUGGAUUCCGACCGACCGCUGCUGGACGCUGGCGCGCCCAUGGGCAAUAGCGGCGGCAGCAUCAGGAGCACCUACGCCCAUGGCCGCUCCGAGAGCGGCAUCUCGUACUCCAGCGCCACGCCGGAACGCCGGGGGAGCGAGGAGAUCAUCCGUAUGGGGAGUGCGCGGCCGAGCACCGAAACGCACCGGGAGUCGGGUCCUGUCGCCGACGAGACGAGGAAUCGCGGGAUCGAUACGCUGCCGGUGUUGAGAGUUGAGACGAACCAGACGCUGCCGACGCUGAGAAUCGAUACUGGCACGCCGAGUCCGGGCGGGAUGAGUCGUGCGUCUUUUGAGCGGUAG